This is a messenger RNA of Spea bombifrons (plains spadefoot toad), 2397 nucleotides long. It is a transcript of the gene CAPN8, whose product is annotated as calpain 8. The record is from RefSeq and is a predicted model, not a curated record. Gene Ontology annotation, cellular component: cytoplasm. The transcript is spliced from 20 exons. Lineage: Eukaryota; Metazoa; Chordata; Amphibia; Anura; Pelobatidae. Gene Ontology annotation, molecular function: calcium-dependent cysteine-type endopeptidase activity; calcium ion binding. The coding region runs from base 114 to 2210 and encodes 698 amino acids. Gene Ontology annotation, biological process: proteolysis.
GCCUCCUAAGGCUGUUUUACAUCUUGCUCCUUACAUAUAAAUACACCUGUCCUUCCAACAAUUUACAACUCAGUCCCAGCGUCGUCCAGAGAAGCAUUCAGAAAGCAUUCAGUAUGUCAGGAGCUGCUGCCAGAGUCGCCAAAGACAGAUCGUUAGCCGAUGGCCAAGGUACCAAUAAAAACCCGGUGAAAUAUCUCAACCAGGAUUACGAAAAGCUGAGAGCCCAGUGCCUGGCGUCAGGCGCCCUGUUCAAAGAUGAAGAGUUCCCAGCGUGCCCAUCUGCCUUGGGUUUCAACGAUCUAGGACCAAAGUCCCCCAAAUCCCAAGGAAUCGUCUGGAAGAGACCCUCGGAAAUUUGCCCCAAACCGCACUUCAUCGUCGACGGAGCGACCCGUGCUGACAUACGACAAGGAGCCCUUGGGGAUUGCUGGCUGUUGGCCGCCAUCGCUUCACUGACAUUGGAUCAAAACAUCUUAGCGCAGGUUGUCCCAGAGGAUCAAAGCUUUGAAAAGAACUAUGCAGGAAUCUUCCACUUCCAGUUCUGGCAGUAUGGAGAGUGGGUCGAUGUAGUGGUCGAUGACCGGCUCCCCACCAAAAAUGGAAACCUGGUGUUUGUGCAUUCGGCGGAGGGGGACGAGUUCUGGAGCGCCCUUCUGGAAAAGGCAUACGCCAAGCUUAAUGGAUCCUACGAAGCCCUGACUGGUGGUACAACCAUAGAAGGGUUUGAGGACUUUACUGGAGGGAUCUCGGAAUUGUAUGAAUUAACAAAAGCCCCGGCUGACUUGUAUGAUAUUAUUCAAAAAGCCCUGAAAGCAGAAUCCCUCCUUGGAUGCUCAAUUGAUAUUACCAAUGCCUAUGACACAGAAGCCAUCACAAGCCGAAAGCUGGUGAAGGGACAUGCCUACUCGGUAACCGGAGCUGAAGAGGUGCUCUACCGAGGCAAUAAAGAGAAAUUAAUAAGGGUGAGGAACCCCUGGGGAGAAGUUGAGUGGGAUGGCCCUUGGAGCGAUGAGGCUCUGGAAUGGAAUUAUGUUGAUCCCAAAGUGAAAGCAGAUCUUGACAAACAGUCAGAGGAUGGGGAAUUUUGGAUGUCCUUCACAGACUUUGUAAAAGAAUACUCUCGGCUGGAGAUCUGUAACCUGAGCCCCGACACCCUGACAAACAACGAACAGCACAAGUGGAAUAUAACCCUAUACAACGGGAGCUGGACGCGAGGGUCUACUGCCGGGGGCUGCCAGAACUACCCAGGAACAUUCUGGACAAACCCACAGUUCCGGCUUAAGUUAGAGCAACCCGAUGAUGACCAUGAUGGCGAGUCCCAUGAGCCGUGCUGCACCAUGGUUUUGGGUCUAAUGCAGAAGAAUCGCAGGAGGCAGAGAAAGAUUGGAGAAGACUUGCUCACCAUCGGCUUCGUGAUAUACGAGCUUCAGGAUCAAACUGAUGUCCACCUGGGCAAGGAUUUUUUCAAGAGGAACCGAUCUGUAGCCCGAUCUGACACCUUCGUCAACAUGCGCGAGGUGUCCAAGCGGCUGAAGUUGCCCGUUGGGGACUAUUUGAUUGUGCCGUCCACUUUUGAACCCUUUAAAAGCGGAGACUUUUGCCUGCGCGUCUUCUCGGAGAAAGAAGCUAAAUCUCUGGAAGUUGGAGAUGUUGUGAAAGCCAAUCCAUAUGAGCCUCAAAUUUCUGAGAAGGAUGUCACCGAAGACUUCAGGAACAUUUUUGAUAAAAUUGCAGGAGAGAAAGGUGAAGUUGAUGCCAAGCAGAUUCAAGUCAUUCUGAACAGACUUCUUUCCAAGAGAACUGAUUUGAAGUCGAGUGGAUUCAGUCUGGCUACGUGCAGAGAGAUGGUCGCCCUGCUGGAUAUGGAUGGAACUGGAACAUUAAGUAUUGUGGAGUUCAAAGUUCUAUGGAUGAAGAUCCAGAAAUACAUGGAAAUAUACCUGAAGGUCGACACCGAUCGAUCGGGAACCAUGAAUGCUUAUGAAAUGAGAGCAGCUUUACAAGAAGCAGGUUUUACGCUUAAUAACAAGAUCCAGGAGAGCAUCACCCAGCGCUACACAGACAGCGACAUGACUAUCAAUUUCGAUGGGUUCAUCGCAUGCAUGAUGCGGCUGGAGACGCUUUUCAAAAUGUUUCAGCUGUUGGACAAGAAUAAAAAAGGAGCCAUCGAUCUCACUUUGCCAGAGUGGCUGUGCACUACUUUGGCCUGAAUAGAAGAUGAGAACUUUUAUCAUAUGCUCAUUAUAUUAACGUAUUUAAUCUGAAUCAAGCUAUUUCUGGCAUUCUGGUGCUUAUUAAUGUUAAUGAAAUACUUAUUUCCAUAUGUAUCCUUAUAAGCGAACACUUUUCUUUUGUCUUUGAGUCGAUAAUAAAGAUUAGCUCAUUAAACACUGGAAA